Gossypium arboreum is the source of this 1071-nucleotide messenger RNA. RefSeq lists its product as uncharacterized. NCBI's taxonomy places the organism in Eukaryota, Viridiplantae, Streptophyta, Magnoliopsida, Malvales, Malvaceae. Bases 448 to 756 code for a protein of 102 amino acids. The record is from RefSeq and is a predicted model, not a curated record. The transcript is spliced from 3 exons.
UUUGACCAGUAAUUUCAAGAUUGUUUUGAGGACCAAACCAACCAGUCUAUCCCAGAAACAAAAAAAACACAAUCAAAUCGGUUGUUGGAAACAAAUCGAUUCGUCGUCUUUUAAUCAUCACUUAAGUUCAAGUUUAGGAAGUUAGAUCAUUAGAACUUAAAAAGGGAUUUAAUUGAUUAUCACAAGCAAUUGUUGGGAGAAAAAAGUUUAAAGUAGAAAAUUUUGCUUGCUUCAAUAGAAAUUUGCUCCAAAUCUCGAUUCUACUACAACAUCGAUAAACCCAAUUCAUUAUCGGAGCAAAGAAGCUUUGUUUUUGAAUCUUGAAGACGUUUAUCAUCUUUUCAGUUGAUAUGAUUGCAUGAGCAUAUUGACGGCGAAUUUUGACGGAAAAUGGUGAAUUUUGAUGGAAAAUACGAAUUUUGACGGAAAAUACUUCAAACGAAGCAGAUGGGUUCUGGGGAAGGGAACCCUCAUUUCAGUGUUUUUGAUGGAGUGAAGACUUUCCCAUUAACACCCGAAGCUCUCAUGGCCGAUAUCAACACCGCUAUCACUAAUCUCGAAUACGCACGUGCCACGGCUUUCCUCGAUUCCCCGUCUUCGUCAUUGUCGAGAAACAAAAGCCUUUAUUCAUCCGAGUAUGAUGCUCGGCUGGCUGAUGAGGCUUAUAAAGCCGGUUGUGCCGCAUUAGCUGCUGGCAUGAAAGACCAGUUCUUCGAAAGUGGUGCCAUUAAGAAUUUCAAAAAGUGUCAGUGUUAACAGUUAGAUUUGAAUUUUGAAAUUUAAAAAGUAUAAAAAUUAAUGUUUUAAAAAUAAAAGCAGAGGGUCUAAAUUUUAAAUUUAUAAGGAGUGUAAAUUUAGGGUUAAAAAAAAAUUGCAUAUAACAAGUUUUAUAUACCAAUAAAAACUUGGCUCGAUUAAACUAGUUCAUAUGAUUUGUACCUUGAGCUCAUGUUCAAACUCGUUUUAUAUAUAAAUUUUAUGUUUAGGGUUUAUGUUUGUAUUAUAUUAAGAGUAAAUUGGUAAUUUAAUAUAAAUAUAUUAUAAAUAAAAAAGGUAUGUUAAGCUCGUGAA